ACUUACAUGCACAAAGGUCCCCAGUUUUAGAAGUCUCAUAGUAGAUCGAAAGCUGUAAAUUAAUCAACCACACUGGCUACAGCAGUCUCAUUCACGACGUUCUCUUUAGUGAUGUCCAAGCCCUAAAAUCUCUCCGAUGUAUCCCUGUUUGUUUAAACUCCACACGAUAAUACACACACAUACACAUAUAUAUUGACAACAUAUCGUUACAUUUCUUGUCUGUUAAUCUUGUCAAAACUUUUAUGAUUAAUGAGCCCUGCUAAAAUACGCAGUUAACCAUAUUGUGGAUGUGCGUUUAACAGGCAUUUAAGGCCUCAGGCUCAUAUCACCCAAAGCUCUUUAUUCAUAUGACCAUUGUCUAAAUGGAGACUGUACUUAUCCACCCACACCUAAAAGCACUCAAGCACAUGGCAAACGGACAGAUUUUGAUUAUAUACUCUGUUAACGCGCGAAUUCUGUGAUCUUGAAUAUUUGAUCAAUAUAGAAAAUAAUGCUUUCUUUUGCCACCAGGCCCCGUAUUUCCAUUGGUUGCGACUAGUCAUGUGACCAGGAAUUGGCUGCAAAUUCGCCCAUAGUCCUCAGUUUAGUAGACCCUGGUCCCCAUACGCUAGUAAUAUCACCAAUUAUUAAAGCCCGCAAAAACAGUCGUGGUGGGAGCGCAAAAUAAAACCGCGCCUUUUGGAUGUUAUUUUUGUGCAUUUUUUAUGUCGCUGGCCGCCCAUUUUGCUUAGGCAAAGCGAUGAAUUUUGAAUUUGAGAGGGAGAUUGGGUUCAUCAACAGCCAGCCUUCCCUUGCUGAGUGCCUGACGUCUUUCCCCGCUGUCCUGGAGUCAUUUCAAACUUCAUCAAUCAAGGACUCGACAGUAAUUCCACCUCCUUUCGAGCACACUAUCCCCAGCCUGAGCCCUUGCACAGGCAACCAGGCGCGACCGAGGAGCCAUAAGCGAACCGCCUCUAAUGGCCUCCAGCUCCGGACGCAAACCACACUACCAACGCAGCAGAAGCAGGGCCCGGCUCCAGCCACGGCUGGCGGCCCCCUUGCCCACGAGUUCCCAUGGAUGAAGGAAAAGAAGUCGUCGAAGAAAUGCCCAAAGCCUGGAGCAGCACCCACUGCAGCCACUGCAGCUGCCUCUCCCUCUCCAGCAUCCUCUGGUUUCACCACCGCAGGACUCGAGUCCCCCACAGAAGUGCAAGUCGGGUUGGACAAUGGCAACGGUUCUCGGCGUCUGAGGACAGCCUACACCAACACACAGCUACUCGAACUGGAGAAGGAGUUCCAUUUCAACAAAUAUCUCUGUCGACCCAGAAGGGUCGAAAUUGCAGCCCUUUUGGAUCUAACCGAGCGCCAGGUCAAAGUCUGGUUCCAAAAUCGGCGCAUGAAGCACAAGCGACAAACCACGCACCACCGAGACGGACAAGAAGGCGAGUCGAGCGGUUUCGAGCCACUCGAAGGCUCAGAUGCAGCCUCACCUUUCCCGAACCCGCCACCGGAGCCGUCCGGUCCGACAACAUCCAGUUCUAGUUCGGCUAGUGCAUCCGAGAGUGAGCCGUGCCUUUCGGCUUCCUGCUACAGCAACAGUGCUGACAAUACCCAGCCCACGCCUGAGGAAAGCCAGCCAGUACAGACAGAGUCGGCAGAUGGUCCUGAAACAGCCGUUCACUCGCCCCCGUACCCGACACCCACUACCGAUAACCCCGGUACAAUGCCGGAGUCGCGUGAGGAAUUGUCAGAGAACGCCUUCACACAGCCGCAGGACGCCAACUCACUAGCGGAUCUCAAUUUCUUUUCCGCCGACUCCUGCCUACAGAUUUCGGACGCUUUAUCGCCCAGUCUACAAAGUUCUCUGGAUAGCCCCGUGGACUUCUCCGAAGAGGAUUUUGACUUGUUUACAAGUACUCUUUGUACAAUAGAUUUACAACAUUUACAGUUUUGACAGACUUAAAACAACAAUCGAAAUGCAUCGCACAUCACACUAGCCUAUUAUAAAUGCUUUUAACCACAACAUUUUCGGAAGAGAAAAGGAGAAUAUUUUUAGGUUAUAUUCACACACACACACACACACACACACACACACACACACACACACACACAGCUGCGAGACAGAGCUGUAGAGAAUAAUAAAUCAUUACAGUAUUACGAUGUUGUUUAAGCGAAUCCACACCGGGAUUGCUAAUGUCCAGUUUCAGGUAUUUUCUCUUUUGUUUAUCUGGAAUUUACUUCAUCCUGAAUUAUGGAUAAAUAUGCGGGGACUUUUUUUUUUCCUUUUUCCAGUGAAACUCAAUCGUUGAAUUCUCAGGAAAGUCAAACAUAAUGUUAGCUGAAUUGAUUUUAGAAUUUUUUUUCCAGAGACGGGCGUUGUGCCUGCUGAUGAAUUUUAGAACUAGUUUAUUUAUUGAGAUUCUUUAAUAGUAAAUUACAAAUUAUUUA
Neoarius graeffei (lesser salmon catfish) is the source of this 2427-nucleotide messenger RNA. RefSeq names its product homeobox B2a (gene hoxb2a). The transcript has 2 exons. The coding region runs from base 683 to 1933 and encodes 416 amino acids. Gene Ontology annotation, molecular function: DNA binding; DNA-binding transcription factor activity, RNA polymerase II-specific. NCBI's taxonomy places the organism in Eukaryota, Metazoa, Chordata, Actinopteri, Siluriformes, Ariidae. Gene Ontology annotation, biological process: regulation of DNA-templated transcription. The record is from RefSeq and is a predicted model, not a curated record.